UUUACCGGCGAAACUCAUGGAGGAAGUUUUGCAGUUGUAAACCAGUUUUUGCGAAGCUUUUGGAGGGUAAUUUUCGCUUUGAUAUCAGGGUAAGAUGUCAAAAAGAAGACUGGAUGUCGAUGGCAACUCUUCCAAUUCAGUCAGCACCGCGAAAAGGAUUCGAGAAGAGUUGAGCAAUCCCAGUAAUCUACGUGGAAAGAUCAACCCCUUCAAUGGCAAGCUGUUCUCAGACAGAUAUUUUGACAUUCUUAAGAAGAGAAUUGAGCUGCCAGUAUGGGAAUACAGAGAAAAGUUUAUGGAGAGUAUGAAAGAGCACAAAGCUUUUGUUCUUGUUGGAGAAACGGGAUCUGGGAAGACAACACAGAUUCCUCAGUGGUGUCUUGAAACUCGCAUGGACAAGCGCAAAUGUGUUGCCUGUACUCAGCCCAGAAGGGUAGCUGCCAUGAGUGUUGCUCAGCGUGUCGCUGAUGAACUGGACGUGAUGAUAGGUCAAGAAGUUGGGUACACCAUUCGAUUUGAAGACUGCACCAGUCCCAGAACAAUACUGAAGUACAUGACAGAUGGUAUGCUGCUACGUGAAGCUAUGACAGAUCCUUUGCUGGAUCGUUAUGCUGUCAUUUUGCUUGAUGAAGCUCACGAGAGAACUCUCGCAACUGAUAUCCUCAUGGGUCUACUGAAAGAGGUCGUGCGUCAAAGACAUGACCUCAAGAUUAUUAUCAUGAGUGCCACUUUAGAUGCUGGAAAGUUUCAGGACUACUUUGAUAAAGCUCCUCUCAUGACAAUACCUGGACGGACACACCCUGUGGAGAUCUUCUACACCCCUGAACCUGAGCGAGACUACCUGGAGGCAGCCAUAAGAACAGUUGUACAGAUUCACAUGUGUGAGGAAGUGGAGGGUGACAUUUUGCUCUUUCUCACUGGGCAAGAGGAAAUUGAAGAAGCUUGUAAGAGAUUAAAGAAAGAAAUUGACAACUUGGGUCCUGAAAUAGGAGAGCUACGCUGCAUUCCCCUGUACUCCACACUUCCUCCCCAACAACAGCAACGCAUCUUUGACCCUGCUCCACCUAAACGACCUAAUGGUGCCAUUGGUCGCAAGUGUGUUGUAUCAACUAACAUAGCUGAGACAUCCCUCACAAUUGAUGGUGUUGUGUUUGUUAUUGAUCCUGGAUUUUCAAAACAAAAGGUGUAUAACCCUCGCAUUCGUGUAGAGUCCCUGCUAGUUUCUGCCAUCUCAAAAGCCAGUUCACAGCAGAGAGCAGGUCGUGCUGGCCGUACCCGCCCUGGCAAGUGCUUUCGACUCUAUACAGAGAAAGCUUAUCAGAAUGAAAUGCAGGAUAACACGUAUCCUGAGAUCCUGAGGUCUAAUCUCGGUACUGUGGUACUGCAGCUUAAAAAGCUGGGCAUUGACGACUUGGUUCAUUUUGAUUUUAUGGAUCCUCCUGCCCCUGAGACCUUGAUGAGAGCUCUUGAGUUGCUGAAUUAUCUGGGUGCCCUUGAUGACAACGGAGAUCUGACAUCGCUUGGUUCCAUGAUGGCAGAGUUCCCCCUCGACCCACAGCUUGCCAAGAUGGUGAUUGCCAGCUGUGAUCAUAACUGUUCUAACGAGAUCUUAUCCAUUACUGCCAUGUUGUCAGUUCCUCAAGUGUUCCUGAGGCCAAAUGAAGCAAAGAAAGCUGCUGAUGAAGCAAAAAUGAAGUUUGCUCACAUUGAUGGAGAUCACCUCACCUUGCUGAAUGUUUACCAUGCUUACAAGCAAAACCAUGAAGAUGUCCAGUGGUGUUAUGACAACUUUAUUCAACAACGAUCACUCAAGUCUGCAGACAAUGUACGGCAGCAGCUCACCAGAAUCAUGGACAGAUUCAACCUUGCACGACGCAGCACCGACUUCAACAGUCGCGAUUAUUAUGUGAACAUCAGGAAGGCACUUGUGACUGGAUUCUUUAUGCAGGUAGCUCAUUUGGAGAGGUCUGGACACUACUUGACAGUCAAGGACAACCAGGUUGUACAACUGCAUCCAUCUACUUGCUUGGAUCACAAGCCUGAGUGGGUGCUGUACAAUGAGUUUGUCUUGACAACCAAGAACUACAUUCGAACCUGCACUGACAUCAAGGCUGACUGGCUGGUGAAGAUUGCUGCACAGUACUAUGACAUGAGAAACUUCCCCAACUGCGAGGCCAAGCGUGUACUGGAGAGGAUCAUUGAAAGGUUACAAAAGAGCAGAUAAACCUGCCGAGCUAUCACUCACUUUGAUUGUGAAGAAAGAAAAAAACAUUUCACAUAACUUUGAAAUCAAGACCAUCGAGAUAUUAGCCUGCACCCAGGUAUCUACACCUGUUUGCUGGAGGAAAACAAGAGAGAUGAAACAUCUGAUACACAGUCACUUUGUUUAUCAGGUUUUCCGAGUUAGAAACUAACUUGCUUCUUCAGAUGUUUCUUAGAAAACUCGAAAAUGUUACUCAACUUUCUUUGCAUGGUCAUACUUUGUAACAGUCUAGCAGUGUUUUAUUAGCUUCAACCAUGCCGCCAUGUUUGCAUGCAUGUAGCUGUACGCGUUCCAAAAAGCUGGUACUUUUGUAGUCUGUAGCUGUAAAUAGUCUCUUUACAACUAUGUGUCACAGGCUUGUACAACUUGGUUUAAUAAGAAACAAAACCUUUAUUGAUGUUUCCCUUGUUUGUGAAGUAUCCAGAGGGUAAACCUUGAAACUUCUUUUUGUUUUUGGUUGCUUUGUUUGUUUGUUUGUUUGUUUAUUUGUUUAUUAUAGUUUUUCCCCUCCCAGUGGUGCAGACAUAGUACAACCCGAUAUGACGACAAGGAGACAUUUCCAUAUAGCACCGUACUUAAUUAUGAAUACAAUUUAUGUCAUACAUGUUAUUGUCCUGUCUUCGCACGAGACUCGCAAAAUUGUGUAGAUAAUUAACUCGGGGGUUAUACGGAAAUCUUGCCGACGGGAAAUGAAGGAAACGUGUUGUUUCACGAUUUCUUCAUUUUCGUAGGCAAUUUAUUUAUCGAGUUUGUUGUAUGUGUUGUAUUUGCAUUGCUAUCUUGAAAUUGAGUAGUGACAAGAUUGUAGCCUGCGUCGCAGACGGAAAACGCGCGGUAGGUAGCGUCUUCGACGCGGGCUACCAAAUUAUUGAUUAAUAGAUGUUAGCAGAUGGUGUUCUGUUUAUUUCUGCAAUAAAAUUGGAAGAUAAUAUAAA
Molecule: messenger RNA, 3198 nt
Organism: Orbicella faveolata
Lineage: Eukaryota; Metazoa; Cnidaria; Anthozoa; Scleractinia; Merulinidae
Product: putative pre-mRNA-splicing factor ATP-dependent RNA helicase PRP1
Cellular component (GO): intracellular anatomical structure; spliceosomal complex
Molecular function (GO): ATP binding; RNA binding; RNA helicase activity
Source: RefSeq, a predicted model, not a curated record